Molecule: messenger RNA, 1086 nt
Organism: Cyclocybe aegerita
Lineage: Eukaryota; Fungi; Basidiomycota; Agaricomycetes; Agaricales; Hemipholiotaceae
Source: the annotation of a GenBank genome assembly
AUGGCGACUGUAGCAGGACCAGAACUUAAACCUAGACCGACAGAAGAUUCGGUCCUUGCCUCCUUUGACUCGAUCCCACUGUUCAUGAAAUCACUCCCCGAAGAGGACGGUGAAGAUGCGACUCUGGCAGCACUGCAAAGCCUGAUUUAUGAAGGAACACCGGAUGAGGUCGCGCAGAACUUUAAGGAGCAAGGGAACGAGUACUUCCAGGGAAAACGAUACCGCGAAGCUAUGGGCUUCUAUACACAGGGCAUCGACGCAAAGCCGACGGAUCAGGCUAUUCUGCAGGCAUUGUUAAGCAAUAGAGCCGCGUGUAACCUGGAAUUGAAGAACUACGGCUCUGUGUUGAGAGACUGUUCAAGGGUGCUGACUAUCAACCCCAAAUCGUCGAAAGGGUACUACCGCUCUGGUCAAGCCCUCGUAGCCCUCGGACGGGUAGAGGAAGCUCUUGACUGCUGUACUCGGUGUCUGUCGUACGACCCCGACAAUCAGGGAAUCAAAGCACUUCAAGAGCGAGCGACUAAGUCAAGGGAAGAAGCGGAGCGAAUAGAACGAAAAAAGCAAGAUGAAAAGCGAAAGGAGGAGUAUGAAAAGAUGGCGUUGAAGAUGGCUUUCCGAGAGCGAAACCUUGUUAUCUUCAACAAGCCGGGAGGAUCCGUCAACCCCGUCUCGCCACAUUUCGAUUCCGAAGAUCCUACAGCCUCCACGCUUGUCUUCCCCGUCUUCUUCCUCUAUCCCGAAUAUGCGACUUCGGACAUAAUCUCAGACUUCUCGGAAGACACCACAUUCGGCGCACAUAUAGAAACGAUGUUCCCACCAAACGCACCACCUCCUGCAUGGGAUAAGAAGGGUGAAUACACGGCAGGGAACCUGGUGAUCUAUGCGACAACGUAUCGGAGACGAUUGUUGAAAGUGGGCAAGAAGUUGUCGUUGCGGGAUGUCUUUAAAUCCUCCAAGGAAAAGGAAGGUCAGGCGAAAGAUGGUCUAGAGAUAAAGGAUGGCUGUCUGUCAUUUGUUGUGAUGCCGAAGGGAGUUGUGGAGACGAAAUGGGUGAAAGAGUUCAAAAAGACGAGAGAUAGUUCUUGA